AUGCAAGAUCCGUCGAGGGACAAGGAUCUCUCAUUUGCUAAACUAAGCGACCUCAGCUUGCAUAUUGCCAUCAAAAUUGUCUCCCUCGAGGGAAGGGUACAGAAGCACUCGUUCACCGACAUCUUGGAAGACGAGGACCUGCGGCACUCUGGAACGGACCAGGAUGGCCUCACAGACCUCUACGUGACGGUACAACUGUGGACAGAUGGCAAAGCGAACUGCCUUCCCUUCCGCACGACAUGGAAGGACUUUGCGCGCUCGUACAGUUGGAAUCAGAGCAUUGUGCUUCCCAUUACGUAUCCCAGCUUGCAACCAACGUCGCAGCUGGCGUUCACGAUUUGGGACGUGCAGGGAGCGGGGAAGGCCGUGCCGGUUGGUGGAACAACGAUGCGGCUGUUCCGCCCAGACAGAACGCUCCGCCGUGGUCAGCAGCGCCUUUACGUGCACCGCGGUGUGGAAGCCGAUCCUUCACCAGAAACCACAACCUCGAGUGAAAUCUCGUCGGCCGAGGAUGAGAUGGGCCGCUUAGAGCGGCUCGUCAAAGACUACGAGCGGGGUGAUGUGCCCAAGAUUGACUGGCUUGACCGCAUCGCGUUUCGGCAAAUCGAGCGCGCACAUGCUGCCGAGGCAAAGCAAUCUGACAAUCUAUACCUCUACAUCGACUUGCCUCGUUUCGACUUCCCCAUCGUCUACAGCGAGCACGAAAGUCCUAUUCCCUAUCCUCCAGCUCCCGUGCCUCGCGAACCACAGGCAAAUCAGCACACGCCCGCGCUCCCUCCCGACUCGCUGAGCAACGACAAACAUCUCUGGCGGCUAUACGAUCCGGACGCCUGGCGCGAGAACCCUGUCGAGAUCAAGCAUCGCAAGCUGUUACGUUCGCAACGCCUGGGCGACGAGGGGAGAGACCUCAAACCCGGACCUGCCGAUCGCGACCGAUUAAACGAAAUAUUCAGCAUGCCCCCUACCGCGCAAUUGUCGGCCAACGACAAGGACCUGUUGUGGAAGUUCCGUUUCUCCCUGUUCCGCUCGCCACGGUCACUUACCAAGUUCCUUAAAUGCGUUACUUGGUCGGAUCCUGUAGAAGCGAAGCAGGCGACGGAGAAGCUGUUGCCAUUGUGGGGCCAAGAGGUGGGCAUGGACGACGCACUAGAACUGCUGGGUCCUGGGUUCACAGAUCGAAGGGUUCGCGCCUUCGCUGUCGAGCGGUUGAAACGAGCGGACGACGAGGAAAUCAUGCUCUACCUCCUGCAGCUCGUCCAAGCGCUCAAGUUUGAGCAUGAGCCGGUGCCAACUAAGCGCUCCCGCCGACGAGAUGAGCCAUCAGCCACUGAUGUCGGCGACAGCGGACUUGCGCAGUUCCUCAUUGAUCGUGCUGUGGCCAACCCCAUCUUUGCCACCAAGUUUCAUUGGUAUCUCGGAAUCGAGUGCAACUUCCACACUCCCUUCGGAAAGAUGUUCACAAAAGUCGGCUUCCGACUACAAACGAAGUUGGGCGAGACGGAAGAGGGUCUGGCGCUGCAAAACGUGCUUACACGACAAGCAGCCCUGGUUGAAGCGCUCUCUGCGCGGGCGAAGGAGAUCCGCAGCUCCAAGGAUUCACGCUCGCGCAAGAUUGAGAAGCUCAAGUCCUACAUUGGCGAUAGCCGGCACAACCUCUGCCCUUUGCCGUCACCACUUCCACUCCCCCUAGAUCCGCGCGUGACUGCGUCGUCGAUCAAUGCAGAGCAGUCGUCCGUGUUCAAGUCGAACCUCCUGCCACUACUGCUAUGGUUCGAGACUGUGGGGCAGGAUGAAGAACCGGAUGCCGAAACUGUAUCGCCUGACUACCCCAUUAUCUUUAAGAACGGUGACGAUCUGCGGCAAGAUCAGCUCGUAAUCCAACUGUUCAACCUGAUGGACCGGCUGCUGCGCAAGGAGAAUCUCGACCUGCGCCUGAGUCCCUAUGCGGUCCUAGCCACUUCGACGACGGAGGGAAUGAUUCAAUUUGUGCCCAGCAAAAGUCUGGCGGCGAUCAUGGCCGAGCAUGGUAGCCUGCAAAACUACUUGCGGGAGCACCAUCCGGACGUGGGUGCAUUAGGGUCAUAUGGCAUCGAGGGCGGCGUCAUGGACACCUUCAUCAGGAGUUGUGCCGGUUACUCAGUGCUGACGUACAUCCUUGGAGUUGGUGACCGCCAUCUCGACAACCUGAUGCUGGCUCCUGACGGGCACUUUUUCCAUGUUGACUUUGGCUACAUCCUCGGCCGCGACCCAAAGCCGUACCCACCGCCCGUGAAGGUGUGCAAGGAGAUGGUCGACGCGAUGGGUGGGCAGGCAAGCGCACACUACGCACGGUUUCAAAGCCUAUGUUACACGGCGUUUGUGAAUCUUCGAAAGAACGCCAACCUCAUUUUGAAUCUCGUGGCGCUCAUGGUCGACGCUGGGAUUCAGGACAUCCAACUAGAGCCGGACAAGGCCGUGUGGAAAGUGCAGGAGAAGUUUAUGCUCGACCUUCCUGAAGAGGAUGCGAUCAAGCAGUUCGAGGCGCUUCUGAGUGAGACGUCGUAUUUGACUACGAUGUUCGACCGAAUUCACGAUUGGUUCGUUGUGUGGAAGAGGGCAUGCUAACCCCAGGGCACAGUACUUGCGAGAUUAGACGUUAUUUGGCAGCGAGAGUAGUGCAAGUUGAGUUUGCAUCUCGGCUCGA
Messenger RNA from Cutaneotrichosporon oleaginosum, 2683 nucleotides. RefSeq lists its product as uncharacterized. Gene Ontology annotation, biological process: phosphatidylinositol-mediated signaling; autophagy of peroxisome; phosphatidylinositol-3-phosphate biosynthetic process. NCBI's taxonomy places the organism in Eukaryota, Fungi, Basidiomycota, Tremellomycetes, Trichosporonales, Trichosporonaceae. The record is from RefSeq and is a predicted model, not a curated record. Gene Ontology annotation, molecular function: 1-phosphatidylinositol-3-kinase activity. Gene Ontology annotation, cellular component: phosphatidylinositol 3-kinase complex, class III, type I; phagophore assembly site; membrane.